CUGACAGCGGUCACAUGCUCUCGCGCCUGCCACAUGGGCUGGAUUUCUGCUGACAAUGACGGAAAUGGCGAUGCGCGAAUCCCUGUCACCCUAAACGCGCCAACAAGCGCCAUGACCUUGACUUUCCCCAGGAAAAAAAACCCUUAAUAGCAGCGACCUGCUCCAGCACGACUACAUCACUCAUCAAUUGACCUCGCAGUUACGUCGUGGUCAUCUCUCCCACCUUUGGCCUUCUUCCUCCCUCUUAGCUACUUUACCAGCCCACGUCUUAUCGCAAUGGCUGCCGGUAACUUCUCCCUCACCCCAGGGCAGCACCCCUACUACCCAUUGGAGGUGGAGAUCGCGGGCUACCUCGCCAACAAAUGGGGCACGCUCGAGCUGCUGACCAUGUUUACUGCCGGGCUGGCUGUCAUCUUCAGCCUUACGUACGCCAUGGUGAAGCGACUGCGGCCGAAUGCCAGCACUGGAGACCUUGCGACCAUCAUGUGGUUCGUCAUGUGCGGGUGCAUCCACUCUUUCUUUGAGGGCUACUUCGCCUACAACUUCAGGGCCAUGGGUGGCAGACAGGAUCUGUUUGGGCAGCUGUGGAAGGAGUACUCGCUGAGCGACUCGCGGUACCUGACGCAGGACGCCUUUGUCCUCUGUAUGGAGACGGUCACCGCUGUCUUCUGGGGCCCCGGCUCGUUCAUCACCGCCUACCUCAUCUCCAUCGACCACCCGCUCCGCUACUCGGCCCAGCUCAUCGUCUCGCUCGGCCAGUUCUACGGCGACGUCCUCUACUACGCAACGUCCCUGUUCGAUCACUACAUUCUGAACGUGUCAUACACGCGCCCUGAGGCAGCUUACUACUGGGGAUACUUCGUCUUGAUGAACGCCUUCUGGAUCGUCAUCCCGGGGUACCUCAUGUACCAGAGUGUCUCGGCCACGUGGAGUGCAUUUGCGGCGGUCAAUGAUGCGCACAAGCUGUUGCAGAGGGCAGGUCAGAAUGGCUUUGCGAAGAAGAGCCGCUGAAGACGGGGUCAAGUCGAUUGGGGUGCAGGUCGAGACGACGGACGUGGCGUGCAAGGGGACAGUGAUGAUGGGAUGG
Messenger RNA from Cucurbitaria berberidis CBS 394.84, 1087 nucleotides. RefSeq names its product Emopamil-binding protein. Bases 277 to 1011 code for a protein of 244 amino acids. Gene Ontology annotation, cellular component: membrane; endoplasmic reticulum. NCBI's taxonomy places the organism in Eukaryota, Fungi, Ascomycota, Dothideomycetes, Pleosporales, Cucurbitariaceae. The transcript has 2 exons. Gene Ontology annotation, biological process: sterol biosynthetic process. Gene Ontology annotation, molecular function: cholestenol delta-isomerase activity; steroid Delta-isomerase activity; C-8 sterol isomerase activity. The record is from RefSeq and is a predicted model, not a curated record.